Molecule: messenger RNA, 3248 nt
Organism: Perca fluviatilis (European perch)
Lineage: Eukaryota; Metazoa; Chordata; Actinopteri; Perciformes; Percidae
Product: protein FAM13C-like
Source: RefSeq, a predicted model, not a curated record
GUCGAAGCAAACGUCACCCACCCACCCUCGCCCCUCCCUCCCUCCAUCCUCCACAAACCUGAGGAUGAGUAAUCCAAUAACCGCGGGAGAGAGAUGCUGAGAGAGAUAUAACAGGAGGGAGAGGGGAAGGGAGGGAGAGAGAGGGAGGGAGGGAGGAAGGAUAUUAACUCAGCAUCAGCAUCGGUGAACGUGCAGAACGUGACGAUGAAAAUGUAAAAGCUGUCAGCUGCUCGGAGAGGACUAAAUCCUGGGAGUCGAACACGCAAAGAGAAGCUGAAAUAUUAAAUAUCACACUUCAUCACUGGAGCAACAGAGAGAGAGAGAGACAGACAGACAGACAGACAACCCCCGAAAAGAAAGGUUUCCAUUUCUGUGGCGUGUGGAGCGACUACUCUCUGGAUCGUGGCUCGUUUGUCUGGACGAUAACCUGCUGACAUCUCAUCUUUUGGGUUGUGGGGACAGACUACAUCUUGGACUCCAUCCAAGCCUGCUUUAUUUUUUAUAUAUUAGGGAUGUAAUGUUGCGUCGUCAAUCGAUAUAAAUGUGUAAAAGACUACAACGUAUACGUACUAGGACGUACUCCACUUCAGAUGUCACUAUAGGUCUUCUUAGUUAAUUUAUUUGAAGAGAUUUUGCUUGUAUUUAUUUAGUUAUUUCGAUGCUGGAUUUAUAAAAUCCUGAGAGAAUUAUAUUGUGAAUUUAGCAUCGUAGCAAAUGGUGAGUUGAGUGUAUCGUUGCAUCCUGACAAAGUAGGUGCUUAAAGAAUCUGCCGCUCCUCCUCCUCCUCCACAUGUGGUGCUCCAGAGGCUGGGAUCUGGCUAACAUCUGGAACCAGUGAUCCAUAGCAGCAGCAGAAGAAGCCACAUUUCCUUCUGUGGUCCCGGUAACCUGUUUCCCGGGACGUGGUUAAUCUCUGGAUCAGCAUGUCUGGCAUGUUCUGCUUCUGCCUGCACAGUUCGCUGCUGAAGCUCCAGAGGCUGGAGGUGGAGGGGGGCCCGUCGCUGCGUCAGUCCCCCGAGGAGAGCCACCCUGCCCUGGGCAGCAAGGAGCAGAAGAGCCCCUCUGGCCCCAUGGAGCUCGGAGGGGUCCCCGCGGAUGAAAACAGCCCCCCAGGUCAGCUACCGGUCCUCAGCAGACCUCCUCUGUCUCCUCGUCCCACGCCGUUGACCUCCAUCUACCCUCAGCAGCCCCCCAGCCCCCCCGACGGAGCCCCCCCCUCCCCCCAGCCCCCCCCACCCAGCAGAGGAAGCGGGGCCUCUGCUGCGCUUGCUGGGGGGGCCAGCCCUCUGCCCUCCCCCCGCUGCCCCAGCCUCAGCCACCGGUUCAACUCUGACCCCGACAGCGCUCCAUCGCCGCCCUGCAGCCAGCAGUACAUACUGUGUCGGGGUCCGGACCGGGCCGAGGGCUCGGAGGACCAGGCGUGCCCCCCCUCCAUCCAGUCCCUCACCAGACACAUCCAGGCCCUGAAGAAGAAGGUCCGCCGGUUCGAGGACCAGUUUGAACACGAGAUGAACUACCAGCCGUCCCACAACGAUAAAUACUCCAACCCAGAGAUGGUCCGAGUCAUGGGGGACCUGGCCAAGGCUCGCAAACAGCUCAAAGAGAUGAGACUCAGACAGUCGGUGUUUGAGUCCGAUGAGCCGGACGGACCAGAGAACAGCUGCAGGUCGCCGAUGGACCAGCAUCCGUCUCUGGAGGAAACGGUGGAGUCUCUAUUCAGACGUCUGAGAGAGAAGAAACAGGCUCUGGGUCUGCCAGACGACACCAAGGAGAUGACUCAGGCUCAGCUGGUGCUGGAGAAGAUCACUCUGCAGAAAUGUCUGCUCUACUUUGAGAGUCUGCACGGCCGAGCGGGAGUGAAACAGAAGAACGUGGUGAAGCCGCUCUAUGACAGAUACCAGCUGAUCAAACGUUUACUGUGUGCCAGCCCGACUAUCACCACCAUAGAGGAAGAGGACGGUUCUGAUGAAGACUCCCUGCCCGCCACUGCCCCCCCUCCCCCCCGCACAGCGUCCAGCGAGAGGGGCGUCGAGCGGGACAGCCAGCCGCGGGACGGCGAGCAGCGGGACGGCGAGCAGCGGGACAGCCAGCAGCGGGACAGCCAGCAGCGGGACGGCGAGCAGCGGGACAGCCAGCAGCGGGACAGCCAGCAGCGGGACAGCCAGCAGCGGGACGGCGAGCAGCGGGACAGCCAGCAGCGGGACAGCCAGCAGCGGGACAGCCAGCAGCGGGACAGCCAGCAGCGGACAGCCAGCAGCGGGACAGCCAGCAGCGGGACGGGCGAGCAGCGGGACGGCCAGCAGCGGGACAGCCAGCAGCAGGAUGGCGAGCAGCGGGACAGCCAGCAGCGGGACAGCCAGCAGCGGGACAGCCAGCAGCGGGACAGCCAGCAGCGGGACGGCCAGCAGCAGGACGGCCAGCAGCGGGACAGCCAGCAGCGGGACAGCCAGCAGCAGGAUGGCGAGCAGCGGGACAGCCAGCAGCGGGACAGCCAGCAGCGGGACAGCCAGCAGCGGGACAGCCAGCAGCAGGAUGGCGAGCAGCGGGACAGCCAGCAGCAGGAUGGCGAGCAGCGGGACAGCCAGCAGCGGGACAGCCAGCAGCGGGACAGCCAGCAGCGGGACAGUGAGCCGGCCUUGGUGUCCCCGUUAGCCGAAGUGAAGAACGUCUGUCCGCCUGCGGCUCUCACAACAGCCAACCUGCACGAAGCCUCCAGGUCUGAUCUGCUGCGCUGUCUGCGCCAGACGAGGGCGGAGAAGAAGCUGCGCCGUAAAGCUCUGAGAGAGUUCGAGGACGAGUUUCACCGCCAGACGGGAAGGGUCUUCCAGAAGGAGGACCGUUCUCCGAUGAAGGAGGAGUACCAGGACUACAAGCAGCUGAAAGCUAAGCUCCGCCUACUGGAAGUCCUGCUCAGCAAACAGGAAGUCCCCAGACCCAUGUGACAGGAAACAGGAAGUCCCCAGAGCCAUGUGACAUGAAACCGAAGUGGCCAAAAGCCCUGAAACGGCAGAGCGGAGGCUAACGGAGGCUAACGUAGCUCCGACUCAGCUGCUACGUCUACAGUAUGUUGUUUCAGAGCCUGGGAUUGGCCGACAGUUGAACCAAUCACUAUUCUUGCAUGCAAAAAAUGCAAAAAAAAUGCAAAGUCAUGUUUCUGUAGAACGGGAAAGACUCUUCCACUUCCUCUCCAAACUGUAAAAACUGUAAAUACUCCAGAGAAGUUUUUUUAAAGCACGGAAAGAGUUCAA